AUGAGCGACUGGUUGCUGGCUGUUCACUGCGGCGCUGGACGUUACGGCUCCUCUAACGAAGCAGCGUACCUCUCGCUACUUCGAACGACCCUCGAGAGUGCUCACCAACUUAUUGCACGCUCCCCUUCUCCAACGGCGGCGCAAAUCGCGGCAUAUUUGCUGCAGGCUUUUGAGCACAGUACACUCACCAAUGCUGGUCUUGGAGCGAAUUUAACUGAACAGGGGCGCGUGGAGUGCGAAGCCAGCGUCGUGUGCGGGCAGACGCACCUAGUGAGCUGCUGUGGAGCUGUGACGGGAGUGAAGGAGCCGAGUGCGUUGGCGUUGAAGCUCUUGGAACAAGCCAAGAGCGACGACUCGAACGCGACGUUUGCGUUCGGUCGACAACCUCCGCUUGUCGUUGUAGGCGAGCACGCUCGCAAAUUGGCACAUGACUUUGGACUGGAGACAGCGGAUGAUGAAGAGCUAGACAAGUUUCAAGUGACGGAGACGACGCGAGAACAUUGGACCAAGUGGCAUCGCCGCUUUCAAGAGCUUAAGACCAAGGUGGAGGAGAAACAUUUAGACACCGUUGGCGCCAUUUGUAUGGACCCAAGAGGGAAUGUAGCUGCUGCGUUGUCCAGUGGCGGGGUGGCGUACAAAGUUCCAGGUCGCUUGGGACUUGCGGGGUGUCCGAGAAUGGGCUGCGAUGCGUCGAAUGCUGUGAAUACGACGACAAGAAGUCGCAAAAGGAAGCGAAGUGAGCGGAACAAAGUGAAAAAUGCCUUCGCUGUGGCCUGCACGGGUAGAGGAGAGCACUUUCUUCGUAGUAAUUUGGUAGGAACAUUGACUCGGAGGCUGUCAAAGUCUGCGGAUUUGGAGCGAGGAUUUCGAAAAACAUUCGCUGAAGGCAGUGAAGCUAAUGGAGGAGUGGGAGUUGAAGGCGGCGUGCUAGCGCUUGUGUCAGAGCCAGCAAGUGAGAAAGACACAAAUGAAGCGGGUGAGCGGCUGGUUCAGCUGGGUGCAGCGUUCACGACUCCCUGUAUGGGCGUUGGAAUCUUGCAAUGCCGUGCUGAUGCUAAGCCUGAAGUGCAGGUACAGCUCUUGCGCCAACCAGCAUCAGCGAGUGGUGAGCAGGAUCUCUCCAUUCACGUGUCGCUCUUGCGUCUCAAAAGUGAAAAGUGCUGAUAUGCUUACGACCUUGGAACUCUACCGGAACUCUACCAAAACCCAAUCACAAACACAAAUUUAAAAGCGAAAUGUGUUGAAAUAUAUGUCGAAUUUGUGAUA
This is a messenger RNA of Phytophthora infestans T30-4, 1266 nucleotides long. Its product is annotated as threonine aspartase, putative. The record is from RefSeq and is a predicted model, not a curated record. The transcript has a single exon. Bases 1 to 1164 code for a protein of 387 amino acids. Gene Ontology annotation, molecular function: threonine-type endopeptidase activity. Gene Ontology annotation, biological process: protein maturation. NCBI's taxonomy places the organism in Eukaryota, Oomycota, Peronosporomycetes, Peronosporales, Peronosporaceae.